Oppia nitens is the source of this 2145-nucleotide messenger RNA. Its product is annotated as ATP-binding cassette sub-family G member 5-like. NCBI's taxonomy places the organism in Eukaryota, Metazoa, Arthropoda, Arachnida, Sarcoptiformes, Oppiidae. The record is from RefSeq and is a predicted model, not a curated record. The transcript has 5 exons. Gene Ontology annotation, cellular component: plasma membrane. The coding region runs from base 174 to 2111 and encodes 645 amino acids. Gene Ontology annotation, molecular function: ATP binding; ATP hydrolysis activity; ABC-type transporter activity.
UUCGAUACAUUAAAAUCGGUUUUAAUACCAAACAAUCAACCAAUUGAUUUACAAAACAUUUUAUACGGAUUUAAUUUUUUUAAAAGCAUUUAAUUUUUCGAUGGACACUAUAUAUUGUUGUCAUAACCUAUUUUAAUUUGAUUGUGAUUUUAUCAUUUUAUUAAAGCUUUAGGAUGAGUUUUGGAGCACCUGCUGGUGUGGAAACACUAACAAUUCCACAUAUGCUUGAACUUAUAGGAGUAUCUCAUAGCGGACCAAUUGUGCCCAACAAGACAUCGUUUUGGUCUAAAUUGACCGGAUCUAUAGCAUCGGGACUAAUACUUAAAGAUAUAUCAUGUGAGAUUCCUUCGGGUGAAGUAAUGGCUAUUUUAGGAAGUAAAGGUUCGGGUAAGAAAACAUUGAUUGAUGUGAUGGGUCAUCGAGUAAAUCAAGGUAGCACUAGAGGUCAGAUCCUAUUAAACGACGUUCCUCUUACUCUACGGCUAUUUCAAGAACAGUGCGGUUUUGUAUCGAAACGAACGCAACUCAUUGACGGUUUAAGUGUAAGACAAACACUGACUUAUGCCUCUCAUAUGACUAUUAGAGGUAAAGGUGCUCUGAAACGGGGUCGGGUUAAGCAAGUGUUGGCAGAUCUGGCCCUAACAAGUGUCGCCAAAAGAGAUGUCAUAGAAUUGAAUGUAUCGGAACAAAAACGUCUGGCAAUUGGCUUACAGAUCAUUAGAGAUCCAUUACUUCUGAUUUUAGACGAUCCGACCAAAAAUUUAGAUCCGCUUAACACUUAUUUUGUUGUUUCAAUUUUAUCAAAUCACGCUAAGAAAUACCAGAGAAUAGUUAUCCUAACUAUGGAUAAGCCGCGCUCUGAUAUAUUCCCAUUUCUUGAUCGGGUCACCUAUUUAUGUCUGGGAGAUGUUGUCUAUACUGGAAGUACUAGAAUGAUGAUGGACUACUUCAGAAAUAUCGGCUUUCCCUGUCCAGAAUUGGAGAACCCAUUAAUGUAUUAUUUGUGUUUGUCAACAGUUGACCGCAGAAGUAGAGAUAGAUUUAUUGAGUCUUCAGCCCAGAUCGCGGCACUGGUCGACAAAUUUAAAGUUGAAGGACACGAAUACCGCAAAUAUAUGGCAACUCCUUUGCAAAGUCCAGUAAAUAUUCCUUUGACGGCAUACGGAAAGGCCUCGUCGUGUAAAGUAAUGACAUCAUUAAUCUCUCGACAAUUCACAUCAAUGUUCACUAUGAAGAAGCUAUUCAUCCGUAUAUUAGUGAUACCAAUGUUCUGUGCAUUGCUUUACUGCUUCAUAGCUCCGGUAUUAGACAACACACAGAACUCAUUGCAGUCACGAACUGGUCUUAUAUUGAAUGUGUUGUCUGCCAUCACUUUUAUCGGUCCGGCGAUCACAGCAUACAAUUUUGCUUCACAUCGAAACCGUUUUUAUGAAGAAUCGUCGCGUUUGGCCUUAUAUAGGGGUCCUAUGUUUAUAAUCACACAAAUCAUUUCUAAUUUACCACUAACUCUACUCUCUGUAUGCUUGGCCGCAACCAUUGUCUACCUGUGCACACCGUUACGCUAUGACGACUACUGGAUUGAGAGAUGGAGUAUAUUUUGUGCUAUACUUUGGGCUAUAUAUUCAUUUACAGAACAUCACACCAUUGCUAUCAUGUGUUUUAUCAAAUCACCCUUUAUGUCUACCGUCACCUCUAUAUACUUACUAUGCUUUUAUUUAGUAUUGGGAAGUACUACUUUAAGGUCUAUGUUGGCGGCACCCGAUUGGCUMUAUUAUAUUAACUUUGGUAACAUCUACUACUGGUCCAGUUGGACAUUACAUUUCAAUGAAUUUCAAUACAAUGAAGCACUUGUAAGGACACCAUUCAUAACAGACAACUCAACAAUGGAGUCAUGUUUGGCUAAUAUAAUACCCGGUAAAUGUGUUUUCUUGAGUGGMAAUCACUUUUUGGACCAACGUCUCCGGGAUGUUAAGGAUAUACAGGAGUGGUCUAUAAUUCAUUGGAAAAACUUUGCUUUUAUUUACAUUUUUGUAAUCGCUAUGUAUUUAUUUAAUACUAUCAUAUAUAUAGUCCCACUUCCGGCUUCACUUAAAUCAAAAUUUCGCGAUUAAUUAAUUUAUCAUUUUUUCAUAAAAACACAAUAAU